AUCUAUUUAAUGGUACUGACGAAAAAAAUCAAACUUUUAAAAUGUCUUUUAAAACACGAUGUGAUACCAGCGGCAAGAUAAUGUGAUUCCUACAAAUUCCUGAUUCAUAUGCAACGAUACCUGACGCUCAAUGCCUGGGUCAAGAUCAUCAGUAUCAUUUCAGCUUUUGCGUCUCAAACAUUGUUCGAAUAGUGAAAUUCGUGGUCCAUUAUGAAGUGGAUUCGAGUUGUGGCCAUAACAGGAUGCGACAGCGGCCUUGGCUGGGCGCUAGCGGCUCGAUUAGCUCGGGAAGGACUUGUAACAGUGGCAGGCAUGUUCAAGGGCACGAACACAGAAGCUUCCAAAGCCCUAAGCGCUCUGUGUGCUCAUCCUCACAUGUUGGAUGUGACGAAGCCCGAAAGCAUAGCCAAUUUUUAUGAUUAUAUUAAAUGUCUUUUAGAGAAAAAUCCCGAAUACAAAUUAUAUGCCCUGAUCAACAAUGCUGGAGUAAUGACCAUAGCAGACUACGAAGUACAACCACCACAAAUAUUUGAAAAUACAAUAAAUGUUAAUUUAAUGGGUCCAAUGAGGAUGGUGUCAACAUUUCUACCUGAGCUUAGAAAAAAUGCUUCUGAGGGUUUAAAACCUCGUAUAAUUAACGUCGCCAGCCACUGCGGUCUGCAGCCACUGCCUGGCUUUGCCCCAUACAGCGGUAGUAAGGCGGGCUUGCUUGCGUGGACGCGAGCUCUACGGCUAGAACAUUAUGGUACCGGGCUGAGUGUAUCGGCCUUUAUACCAGGAGGAUUCGUUAGUAUCAGCAACCUCAUGGCCAAUCAGAAAAGCCAAGAAGAAAUAAUCUUAAACCAUUUGAACAACGAGCAAAAACCGAUUUACGAAACCAAAAUUAAAACGUUAAAUCAUUAUCUGUGUCCAAACGUACAAUCACCUAGCUUCGAUGCUAUGAAAGAUGAAAACUUAAUCGAAACUUUCGUGAAAGCUGCAUUGUCAGAAAAUCCAAAAUUACAAUACAAAGUGGAAUCUUGGCGUUACAAGUUUUACUACACUUUGUUUAAAUUACCUUUUCCUGAAAUUAUACAUCUUUGGCUCAUUAAGAAGUUUUUGAGAUUUCCAGUUUAAAGCAUAGAUAUUAAAAUAUGUGUCAUAAGUGUGAGUUAUUACAAACUAGAUUCCUAUGUCUCGCGUGCGCACGAACAAAAACAUCAUUAAAAUAUAUAUAUUUAAACUCUGUUAAUUAAGCACCUUAAUUAUAAGCAUACAAUUGGUUACUGCAUGUUAUAUAUAUUUACGCUUAAAAUAUAUGAAUAAUAAUAAAGUUAAGCCACCGACAAUGUUAAUAAUAAACUAUUA
Pieris rapae (cabbage white) is the source of this 1347-nucleotide messenger RNA. It is a transcript of the gene sro, whose product is annotated as D-beta-hydroxybutyrate dehydrogenase, mitochondrial. NCBI's taxonomy places the organism in Eukaryota, Metazoa, Arthropoda, Insecta, Lepidoptera, Pieridae. Bases 211 to 1116 code for a protein of 301 amino acids. Gene Ontology annotation, molecular function: oxidoreductase activity. The transcript has 6 exons. The record is from RefSeq and is a predicted model, not a curated record.